Hyalella azteca is the source of this 2913-nucleotide messenger RNA. Its product is annotated as sodium/hydrogen exchanger 4. Gene Ontology annotation, molecular function: sodium:proton antiporter activity. Lineage: Eukaryota; Metazoa; Arthropoda; Malacostraca; Amphipoda; Hyalellidae. Bases 1 to 2877 code for a protein of 958 amino acids. Gene Ontology annotation, biological process: sodium ion transport; proton transmembrane transport; regulation of pH. The transcript is spliced from 23 exons. The record is from RefSeq and is a predicted model, not a curated record. Gene Ontology annotation, cellular component: membrane.
AUGGUGUCACAUGAGUGGCCUCUCAAAAGACGGCGAAGAAACUUGGGCAUUGCACCAGACAAUGUCAACAUAAAUGCAUCAACUACCCCCGAAGCAGAAAGAACUUCAAUCAACAACGACACUAACAAAACAGAUGAUGAUGAUAGUGUACGGGAACAAAUCGCCCUGUUCCCAGAAAGCAGCAAAAAUGAGGAUGUCAAAGAUUCUCCGAACUUUGAAUACAUGUUCGUCGAUCCCGAAAAACCUCCAAUCUCUGAAGACUUUCCGAUAGACGAGGCAGCUCCAGCCGACUUCAACAUAAAAGAUCCUGCAUUGGACUCUAGAGGUCACGAUUAUGAUAAUAUCGCAUCUGUGAAAGAUUUGCCAGAAGAUAAGAUUUCCCCUCAACAGCCCCAAGAAGCAAUUCCCGCCGAUGAGGUUCAUCCUGAGGUCCACUUGCUCUUGCAGCCAAAGUCUGACGCUGCGGCAGAACUCAGUCCACAAGAAACGAUCCCAGGAGAGCUCGAGGCCAGCAACGUAAAACCAGACGUCAUAAUUGUUCAGCCUGGAGACAUCGUUGACGAUGACCCCUGCGCUCACUAUCACCACGAGCACGAGCCCGGGGUGUACGUAGCGUCGCUCCGCUGGUACGAGGUGGGCGUCUACUUCACCAUCACCGCCUUCGUCAUCUUCGCUGGACUCGGCAAACUCGUGUUCCACAAGAUGCACUGGCUGUCCAGCCGGGUGCCGGAGUCGUGUCUGCUCAUCGUGCUGGGCGUCCUCAUGGGGCUGCUUGUCCACUACUCUGGCGGUGCCGAGGGAGACACGGACUGUGCGAGCGCCGUGACCUUCCCGCGCUUCACGAGUCAGGCGUUCUUCAUGGUGCUGCUGCCGCCCAUUAUCCUGGAGUCGGCAUACAGCCUCCACGACCGCUGUUUCUUCGACAACCUCGGCACGGUGCUCGUGUUCGCUGUAUUUGGUACCUUGAUGAACGCCUUCUUUAUAGGGGUCUGUCUCUGGGGUCUGGCGACGUCUGGGGGAAUGGGUGAGAUCACGUUAACGUUGAAAGAAUCCCUGGUGUUCUCGUCGCUGAUCAGCGCCGUCGACCCAGUAGCGGUGCUAAGUAUCUUUCAAGAAAUUGGCGUCAACAGCGGCUUGUACUUUCUCGUCUUCGGCGAGAGUUUGCUCAACGACGGCGUCACGGUCGUCCUGUACAACAUGCUUUCUGCAGUCAUGAAGAUGUCGACAGUCACUGCGACAGACUACGUGCUAUCGGUGGUAGCGUUCUUUGUUGUGGUGAUCGGUGGUUCUAUCAUCGGUCUCUUCUUUGGCAUCCUCACCGCUUUCUUCACCAAGUUCACAGGCACGGUGCGAGUGGUGGAGCCACUGGCGGUGUUGGGCUUCGCUUACCUCGCCUACAUCACAGCCGAGGUCUUCCACUUCUCCGGCAUCAUCAGCCUGAUAGUGGCAGGGCUGACACAGGCGCAGUAUGCGUAUCCCAACAUCUCACAAAAGUCUUACACGACCGUCAAAUACUUCAUCAAAAUGGCCAGCGCCACGAGCGACACGAUCAUCUUCAUGUUCCUGGGCAUGGUGCUGGUGCAUGAACAACAUGCAUGGCAGACGGGCUUUAUAGUCUGGACGCUCGUGCUCUGCUUCAUCGCCAGAGUUAUGAUCACGUUGCUUCUGGCGCCGAUCACGAACCACUAUCGCCUGAACCCCAUCGGCAUAGCUGAACAGCUCAUCCUGGCUUACGGAGGACUGCGAGGCGCCGUGGCUUUCUCGCUCGUCAAGUUGUUACCAUCAGAGUUUGAACACAAAGAACUUUUCAUCACAGCUACGCUUGCCGUCAUCCUUUUUACAGUAUUCGUGCAGGGCAUCACUGUAGGGCCUCUGGUUAAUUUCCUGAAAGUGGCGAUGAAGUCAAAAAGGCCCCGGCAGCUGCUGGAGGAGGUCAACCUGAAGGUGGUGGACACGAUGAUGGCCGGCAUCGAGGAGGUCAUCGGCCAGAUCGGUGACAACAAAGUCAGGGCGUACCUGAAGGCCGUCAAUGACAAGUACUUCAUGAAAUGGUUCACCAUCCCCACCAAGGAAGACCCACUCAAAAAAUUAUACGAGAAAAUAGCUAUUACGGAGCACUACGCUAACCUGUACGGCCCCAGCAUCAUUAUUGAGAAGACCAUGCAAGCGUUGUCAGUGUCGCGCCAGAACGUCAACGACGGAGAGUCUAUCUACGAGAGUCAACGCGGCUCGCAAGACAAUAUUGUGUCCGGCGAGCUCGACAUCCCCAUGAACUCCUACCUCGGCAGCAGCUUGCAUGUGCACAGAGGCAGCAGAAGCAGCCAGCGGCGGCGGAGUUCCGCCAGACACAGCCUGGCGCCUUCCAGCACGGGGUCGAGAACGUCCAAAGGCAGCGGCGGCGCGUACUCCAGAGAGGAGGAUGCCAAGAUUUUGCUCAAGGCUAUCAACAAUAACGCCUUCAAUAAGCUUCACUACACUUGCAACAAGAACCUGCUGGACGAGGAUGACCAAGACAUGAUGAAGCACAUGGACCGGCGGAGGGACCACGCCAAGCGCCUCGCUCGUCUGGCUGCUGAAGCCGACCACGCGGGCGGCGGUCAGGGCCAAUACGUGUCGUCUCACAGGCCCUCAGACUACCAUGGUCUGCCUGAGCUCUACGAGGAUUUCCACCGGGAUGUAUCAGAUGACGUGCCGGAGGACGUGAUGGUGCUCGUAGACACGCGCAAUUUGGACGCCAUAAUGAACUUCCACAAGCGGCAUAACAUCAGAAAACAAAGUCUCAGGCAAAGAUCUUACGGAGAUGCUUCAACUGAUCCAGUCAGUCCCGACCCUCUGCUCAGCAGCACGCCCGAGUCUGGGCACAACAACUUGGCUUAGAAGUGAUGUUAACCCUCUACCACCGUAUGUCACUCU